Molecule: messenger RNA, 3167 nt
Organism: Oncorhynchus nerka (sockeye salmon)
Lineage: Eukaryota; Metazoa; Chordata; Actinopteri; Salmoniformes; Salmonidae
Exons: 10
Coding region: 102-3167 (1021 amino acids)
Biological process (GO): negative regulation of DNA-templated transcription; regulation of transcription by RNA polymerase II
Cellular component (GO): transcription regulator complex; histone deacetylase complex
Molecular function (GO): transcription corepressor activity
Source: RefSeq, a predicted model, not a curated record
CACACACACACCACACACAGACACACUCACAACACACAUGCACUAGAGCAAUGCCGUAUGUACAGUGCGUUACCAUUGACGUGAUCGUGAUGAAGGGAUGAAUGAACACGCCCAGAGAGACCAGAGAGACCAGAGAUCCCAGAGAGACCAGAGACUACCCCAUGGCCGACCGAACGUCCCUCCAACCUCCUACCCCCCAGCCUUACCAGGACCCAUACCUUCAGCAUCACCUCCACCACCGCCCCGGCCUGGGCCACACAUCCUGCCACCACCCCUUGGAGCCCCAGACUCCCCUGGAGCAAUACAGGACCACUCUCCCUGAUUCAAGCCUCUAUUCUGGGGGGAGCAACGAGAGGUACAAGGGUGUGGGUGGUGGUGGUUAUGUAGACAUUCAUGGACAUAGCAGAGGUGAUAACUGUAGUGAUGUUGAUGGUAGAGAUGGUUGUUUUGGAGCGCAGAAAGCUAGCUACUGUAAUAGUGGGGUUUUGGACGACAGUGUAGGUCAAGGGGAACAUUUCGGCAACCAUUUUGAAGGUCAGAGCCUUGGCUAUGCUAGCCAAAGGGAUGACGGCUGCGAUGGGGAUGACAGCAGCGCCAGCGGUAGUGGUGGUGAUAUGUACCACAGAACGGAUGAGGGCUGUAACAGGGAUGACGUCUUUCACAGAACAGAUGAAAGCUGUAAGAGCAGUAGGGAUGAUGUCUUCUACAGUAACAGUAGAGAUGAUGGGUGUGAGGAGAAAACGGAUGAGGGGUCGAACACUAGGGAUGAGGCCUUUCACAGAACGGAUGAUAUCAGGAAUGACGUCUUUCCGGGAACGGAUGAGGGCUGUAACAGGGAUGACGUGUUCUACAGAACGGAUGAGGGCUGUAGUAACAGGGGUGAUGUGUUCUACAGAACGGAUGAGGGCUGUAACAGGGAUGAUGUGUUCUACAGUAGAGAGUAUGUGUGUGAGGAGAGGAGAGGAGAUAGUAGUGAUGGUUAUAGAGAUAGCGGUAGCCAUGAUGGUGGCAAUAAUACAACUGAUUAUCUCUAUAAUCGUACUGCUAGCUUUGGCUAUAGUGUGGAUAAUACAGGAAUGAAGAAUAGUUUGAGAAGGGUUGAUGAUUUUGGAGGAGACUGUGAUGAUUUCGGGGGUAGACGGUCGAACUUGGAUCCUCUAGAGGCCCAGUUAAAGCCUGGGUCUUGGGUGAGUCCUACUCCCCCAGAUCGUGGUGCUGUGGCUUGGGAGGGAAGGGAGAGGGGUGGGGGGUAUCCCCAGGACUGGGCCUUUCUAUACUCCCAUUCUCAGGCAGCAGGUGGUGCUGGUGGUAGGGUUUACCAGCAGAAACUGGACUCCUUCUCUGAGGCAUUCUCCUUCAGACGCAACGUUGCCGGCAGCAGAAUUCUGAAUGGGAAUUCCGGAAGUGGGAUUUUGGGAUUGGGAGGAGGAAGCACAGAACCGAUCAAAACAAGUGCUUACGAUUCGCACACAGACUCUUCCACUCUUCCUUCACCUCCUACUCCUCCUCCUCCUUCACCUCACCCCUUCCCCCAGGUCCUUAGCCCUCCUCCCACACCCCUCCCCCCUCAUUCCCUCUCCCCUCCUAAACUCACCCCACCACCCUCUGUCAGGACAGUUGGACUCACCCAGUCCUCAGGGGGGGGUUGUAGUGGAACAGUCCAGUUUUACCCCUCCUCUCUCCAGCCACUUCACUCCUCCCACCCCUCGGCCGUCGUGUGGAAGCUCCCGCUCUCUCAUUGGCUGCAGCAGUCAGGUGACGUGGGCGUCGUCGAGGGCAACCCCUCAAGCUCCGGCUACGUAUACUGCCAGGAGGCGGUGUUUCCUGGGAGAACGGGUAACCAGGACAACGGGUAUAAUACAGAUCACUAUAGUCUCCAAACUCUGGUAGAAUCCUCCUUUACCUCCACCCCAGCCCUUCACUCCUCCCUCCACCCCUCCUCUCUUCCAUCCCAGCCCCCCAGUGGACUCCCACAGAAUGGAACAGCACCCCUAGCGGUGUAUAAAGGUACUCCCUUCCAUAGUCUGCUCCAGUCUAGUAGAGGAGGAGGGCAGAAGGGGGUGGAGCGGUUAGGGAGAGGGCUCCACUACACCCCUCUACCUAUGCUGAACCCCAGACGCAGAGGAACGGGGAUCCUCUCCUCCCUCAUGCCCCCUUCAGUCAGGGAACGAGGGAUGGGAGGGUUGACUGAAGAGGAGGAGGGAUAUUCUAUAGCUCCGUGUAUCAACGUGGGUCCAGGGUUCCAGGCUGAGCUGCCAUGUUGUCUAGAGAGGGAGGAAGAGUCCAGGACAUGGACAGAGGAAUCAGCAUCCAAUGAGGAGUUGCUCUGGAAACCGUGGGAGGAGCUUGGGAAGAGUUCUGUCAUCCAGGACCAAGUGGCGGCAAUGUUGUCUGUAUGUAGUUCUAGCUGUCUACCAGGAGGGGGCAGCAACACAGAGCUGGCCCUACACUGUCUCUACCUCUGUAACGGAGAUACACUGGCCACACUGGAGAAGUUGCUCUUCUCUACUCCAUCAUCAGCAAGAGACUACCAUUAUGCUGGUAGUGAUGUGUGGAUGCAGACUGAGAGGUCUCUGUUCAGUAAAGCGUUGACAAGCCAUGGAAAAGACUUCCCUCUCAUCCAGCAGAUGGUGAAGACGAAGUGUGUGUCUCAGUGUGUUGAGUUCUACUAUCUUUCCAAGAGACUUCCUGACAAACAGAGAAAACAGAGGGAGCAGGAACAGAUGAGUGGGGUGUCCCUCCCUAAACCGAUGGAAGUAGUGGUUCCAGCCCCGUCAUUGGCUACCAGCUUCCCCUGUAAGCAGUGUGGAAAGAUGUUCUACAAGAUAAAGAGUCGUAACGCCCAUAUGAAGAUCCAUCGGCAGCAGCAGGACGACUGGAGACACCCAGGCCUCGGCCUCAACCCAGCCCAGAACCUCACCUCCAACCUGGGCACCAAUCUACCCCAUUGCCAGGCUUCAGGUCGGGCCUAUCUCCCAGGCCCCAUCAACAACAACAGCAUUCACCAUAUUGGUGGUGCUCACACCAUCAUCAGCGACAUCAGCGUUCCGAACACCAAUACCGUAACCAAUAGCAACAGUGUCACUGUCAAUGACUCCACCUCUAAUCAGAGGGGGACCCGCUCCCCCUCCUCUCUCUCCACCACUCGUGGGACUCGUUUCAGGUGA